UCUUUAAACUUCUCUGGAAUUCUGGUAACCCUUUUCGGUCGCUCGACUUUCUGCGGUGUAAUCGUCCGAUUCCUCUCCUGCCGCUCCUGUCGGAUCGGCAACGGUGUAACAGCCAACUCCCUCGGUGUUGACAUUUCCGCAAGCGUUGACGUUUCAGGCUGCAGCACGCACGGCUGCACGGCUUGUUGACCUUGUUGACAAACGGUUUCAUCUACCGUGGCUUCUCUGCGUUCCUCCCGGGUGUUGAGCUGUUGGUGAUCGUUCUCGUCGGUUGUUUCCUCCUCCCGAUAAUUCAUCACGCAGGAUGACGACUGGCGGUCAGGCAGCGUAGCGGGUUCUUUACGCGGCUUCAGAUGUACCAGCGAUCGGCGGUAAUCGGCACCUCCCACGUUCACCUGGUAUGAGCGUUCGUUGAGUCGGUUCGUGAUGGUGCCCUGUGUCCACAGCUUGGAAGUCUCCGGAUUCAGCUGCACGUAUACCGGGGAUCCAACUUCCAGUUCCGGCACAAGGUGGGUUGCGGCAGUUGGCACACCACAGCGAGUUGAACGGGACAGCAAGCGUGAUGCUGGACUGGAUCCGACGUUGUUCGGAAUGUUUCGCCAAUGCAGCAACGAAAACCAAAAGUCGGAUUCACUUUCAGCUGCCUUCUUCAUCAGCUGCUUGGCAAUCUUGACCGCGGCCUCAGCCUUGCCGUUGGAUUGUUGGUGGUGUGGUGCCGACGUGACAAGCUCAAAGUCCCAGUUGUUGGCGAACUGCACCAUUUUUCGGUUGGCAAAGUUGGUUCCGUUGUCGGUGACGACACGUUGGGGCACACCAAACCUCGCGAAGUUCUGUUUGCAGGCGUUGAUCACGGAUUCCGGACUCAGAUCUUUCAGCAGGUUCACUUCGAAAAAGUCCGAGUAGUGAUCGACGGUGAUCAGGAACUUGUGCUUGACGCCGCUCUGCUCAGCGAAGAAGACAUCCAUUGACACGAGUUGGAACGGAUGUACCGGAAUUUCGUGACUUUUCAUCGGAGGGUUUUGUUGAGACGCGGCAAACUUUGCACAGACAGAGCACCCUUUCACCGCGUUCUUGAUCUCUGACGUCAUGCCCGGCCAGAACAGGUUCGCCCUUGCCAACCGUAGUGUUGCUUCGAUGCCGUUGUGGCUUGCGUGACAACUCUCGAUCAUCUUCCGGCGGAGGAUAUAUGGGACCACAAUCCUGUCACUGCGGAAGACCAGCCCAUCCUGGGUAGACAGUUCAUGCCGAUAUCCAAAGAAGAUUUUGACGGCGUCCGGAACUUGAUCGGCAGAGGCAGGCCAUCCACCUCGAACGUAGCCGAUGACGUGCUGGAGUGGGGUGUCCUUUUCAGUCUCCCGCAUGAGAUCGUUCAGUUUGGCGCUCGACACACCUAAGAAGCUGCUGAGUUUCACCUCUUGGAUUUCUUCGAAGAUCUUGAAGAUGUCCUGCUUCUUGUAGAAGUCGUCUCCUUCUGCUCCGCUGGCUGGUGCACGUGACAAAGCAUCCGCAACCACAUUGUCCUUUCCCGUAACGAACUCCGUUGACAGCUUGUACCGCUGUAGGUUGAGCAACAUGUGUUGCAGCCGCCGUGGUGCUGACAAAAGCGGUUUCUUGAAGAUGUUCACCAGUGGCUUGUGGUCGGUCCUGACGGUCGCUUUUGGAUUUCCAACUAUCAGCUGGUCGAAUCUGG
This is a messenger RNA of Culex quinquefasciatus (southern house mosquito), 1690 nucleotides long. RefSeq lists its product as uncharacterized. NCBI's taxonomy places the organism in Eukaryota, Metazoa, Arthropoda, Insecta, Diptera, Culicidae. The record is from RefSeq and is a predicted model, not a curated record. The transcript has 2 exons. Bases 427 to 903 code for a protein of 158 amino acids.